CGAGAACAUUAGAUAAAUGGUAUCUUUGUAAGUGUAAAGUAUUUUUAUUGACUACAGGAGUAAUACAUACCAUUUAUAGUUCUCAAAUACGAAAGUAAUAUUAUCCAAGAUAUCAAGAUGGCGUCUCUCUUGCAGAGGGUGUCACUUCUUCGCCCAGCAUGUCAAGACUUGACCUUUGUGAGAUGGAUGUACAAAAAGAAGAAAAUUCCAAAAUGGGCAGACCCUAAAGACAUGUCAUGGGCAGAACCUUUGUUUGAAAGGCAGAGAAAGCUGGAGACAGAGGGAGGGAAGAAGAGGGAGGUGUCCAUGUUGCAUCUGGUCCAGAGAGUGAAACCUUUGAAAGGUCGGCCAUACUGGGAGCGAGAAACCAUCAAAACACUCAAGUUAAAUGGAAAGAUCGGGAGUAUGUAUAUUCACAAGAACACCCCCUCUGUGAACAAGAUGCUGGAGAGCGUGAUCCACCUCAUCAAGAUCACCCCCAUCUCAUUCCCAAAUGGGAUUCCAGAAUCACCUGAUGACAUGGAGAACUGCUGGCUGAAAGACAACGGAGAGCUAGUGAUUAGGAAAACAGUUUAUCCUGUCGACACAGUACACUGCAAGAAGGAAGAUAGAGAUGUAUGGACCAUGGACUUAGAGACAUAUGAGAAAGAGCAUCAGAAGAAAAUAGAUAAUAAAACUGUUCACAAGGAAUAUUUUCCUCCCCAGUAUCGGUACAAAUACAACCAGGAUGGCAAGGAAAGGAGAUAUAAAGGCAGCUCUAAUAUCGGCUCCGACAGGGAGUGGUACUGACCUGGUAGGCUUCAGAAGCAGUUUGUGUAUGGUCUGUGUGUGAUAGAUGGAAAUAAGAUUAUGAAAACAAAA
Messenger RNA from Haliotis rubra (blacklip abalone), 861 nucleotides. RefSeq names its product 39S ribosomal protein L30, mitochondrial-like. Gene Ontology annotation, cellular component: mitochondrion; large ribosomal subunit. The coding region runs from base 118 to 789 and encodes 223 amino acids. The record is from RefSeq and is a predicted model, not a curated record. Gene Ontology annotation, molecular function: structural constituent of ribosome. NCBI's taxonomy places the organism in Eukaryota, Metazoa, Mollusca, Gastropoda, Lepetellida, Haliotidae. The transcript has 3 exons. Gene Ontology annotation, biological process: translation.